Molecule: messenger RNA, 225 nt
Organism: Penicillium cataractarum
Lineage: Eukaryota; Fungi; Ascomycota; Eurotiomycetes; Eurotiales; Aspergillaceae
Exons: 1
Coding region: 1-225 (74 amino acids)
Source: RefSeq, a predicted model, not a curated record
AUGCUUUGGGAGUGGUUCACAAAAAUAAUUCCAUGGGCUGGUCUCGGCCUCUUCGAUCGUCUCUCAUCAGCAAUCCUUCAGGGCCAUGCGACGAACCAUUCCUUUCUGAGCAUCACCAACGUCGACGAGGAGGACCGCGCGAUGAUGCUUGGCCCCUGCACGAUGCAGCUGCCCCUGAACCCGCUGAACCCAUUACCCGAAUGGCGACUCCACAGAACGCUCUAG